UUGAGAUUGACUGGAGGGAUGGAGUGUGAGGGGGAGGUAGAGGUUUUCUUCAGGCAGGAGUGGAGGAGAGUUCUGCUGGACUCCUGGAGUGAGUCUGAGGCCUCUGUGGUCUGCAGACAGCUGGGCUGUGGUUCUGUACUCAACACCUCCAGCUCCUCUUCAUCCAGUCCUGAUGGGUUUCAACUGCUCUGGGAGUGAAGCUCAUCUGAGGAACUGCAGCAGCUCACAAGCAGUUAACUGCAGCUCCACAGAACAGCUCUACAUCACCUGCUCUGGCUACAGCUUCAUCAGGCUGGUUGGUUCUGGGGGAGACUGUGCAGGAAGGCUGGAGGUUUUCCACAGUGGAUCAUGGGGGACAGUGAGUGAUGAAUUUUGGGAUAUUGAGGAUGCGCAGGUGGUCUGCAGACAGCUGCAGUGUGGAGUCGCCCUCAGUGCUCCAGUACCAGUACCAGCCCGGUUUGGAUCUGGAACUGGACCCAUAUGGCUGAAUGAGGUGGAGUGUGAGGGGAACGAGGCAUCUCUGUGGAACUGCAGAUAUCAGCUGUGUGGAGAGGAUGAAUGUGGACACAAGGAUGAUGUAGGAGUCGUCUGCUCAGAGUAUAAAGAGAUCAGACUGACUGAGGGCUGUGAGGGGAAUCUGGAGGUGUUCUAUAAUGGAACCUGGGGGAAUGUGUGUAACAAUGGGAUGGAUGUAGAAACAAUGGGUCUCAUCUGUCGGGAGCUGAACUGUGGAAGAUUUAAGACUGAGAGAGCUACCAAAGCACGAGUGGAAUCAGCUCCUAACUGGCUGGAUGAUGUAAAAUGUAGGAAACAUGACUCUACUCUGUUUCACUGUCCAUCUUCAUCCUGGAGUCAGAACAAUUGUGAUAGAAGCAGUGAGGUGACUCACAUUACCUGCUCCGGAGAGAAGAAACAGCUUGCAUUUGAAAACCUUCAAAAAUUCUUCUUAUUUCCAAACCAGGGUCAGUGCUCAAAUUACAUGCCUAUUAGGUUGAGAGGAGGAGAGGAAAUCUGUUCUGGGAGGUUGGAGGUGUAUCAUAAUGCUGAGUGGGGGUCUAUAUGUGCUGAUCUGUGGGACAUCAGGGAUGCUCAGGUGGUCUGCAGGCAGCUGGGUUGUGGGCCGGCGCUGAGUGCUAAUAGAAGAGCUGUUGAUGGUUCUGGUGGACAGAGUGAAGUGUAGAGGGAAUGAGAUUCACCUGUGGGACUGUCCUCAUUCCCUGAAGAUCCACACUGGCUGCUCCCACAGUGCUGGAGUCACCUGUGCAGACAUAUUUGUCACAUUACCUUUUUCAUCUGAAACAACUACAACUUACACCACAGUACCAGCACAGCUAACAGAGAAAAAGACAGUCCCUCCUUCAAAAAAUCCAUCAUCUAAUUUUCCAUAAAUCUAUCCAGUGUCUCUCCUGGUUCUGGGAUCUGUGCUCUUCCUGGCCUUAGUGCUUCUGGUUGUGCUGUUUUAUCAGAACAGAGUGCUCAGGAGAGUGAUUUCUAAGGCGAGGAGGAAGACUCUGCUUGAGGCAGUCUAUGAAGAGGUUAACCAUAAAUGUGUCACUAACAGAUAUACUGAAAGAGGAAGUUUUAUCUCUGAAGAUCAGCAUUCAGGAUAUGAGGACGUAGAUGAGGAGCUUCUCUCAGGUAAGUUGACAUAUACUGAAUGUGUGUUAGAAUUUUUAAUGCAGAAGAAAAAACAUAUAUAUAUAUUUUGUUUUACAGAAAAAAGUUCCAUGCAAUAUGUGUAGGGUUCUGAAGUGUUUUAGCAGUUAGCAUCAGGCUUCAGGCCGAUAAGACUCACCCCUGAACGGGAAAAUAGUGAGCGUGGUUAGCGGGUAAUGCUAAUGCUAAAUUCAAUUUAUCUUUGACUACUCCAGUAUAUCCAUGUCUGGCACAAGUUAAAAACAAUGUCUUGCCUACUGUACAGUUUGUAAUAGUGAUUUUAGGAUUGCCCAGGGGUAACUAAAGGAUUGCAAAAGGCAUGUUGAGGUGAGUUAAUAUCCUUUGGUGUGUGGGAGUUUU
Astyanax mexicanus (Mexican tetra) is the source of this 2016-nucleotide messenger RNA. Its product is annotated as scavenger receptor cysteine-rich type 1 protein M130-like. The record is from RefSeq and is a predicted model, not a curated record. Gene Ontology annotation, cellular component: membrane. The transcript is spliced from 9 exons. NCBI's taxonomy places the organism in Eukaryota, Metazoa, Chordata, Actinopteri, Characiformes, Acestrorhamphidae. The coding region runs from base 173 to 1180 and encodes 335 amino acids.